UUGGUCUUUUUUAAACCCCUAAGUUUUUCUAGGAUUUUCUUAUUUUUGAUUGUAUGUAAGUAAUAUUUUUUCUUAUUUUUGUAGAAUUGUUUAGGGGCAUUAGAUGGGACUUACAUUAAUGUAAAUGUGCCUUCACAAGAACGACCAAAAUAUAGAACAAGAAAAGGAACAAUUGCUAUGAAUGUAUUGGGUGUUUGUGCACCCAAUUUGCAAUUUAUUUAUGUUCUUCCUGGUUGGGAAGGUUCGGCCCAUGAUAUGCGUGUACUUCGCAAUGCUCUCUCUAGACCAAACGGUUUUAGGGUACCUCGAGGUAAUUAUUAUUUGGUUGAUGCGGGAUAUACGAAUUGUGAGGGUUUUCUUGCUCCAUAUAGAGGUCAAAGAUACCAUUUAAAAGAAUGGACGGAUCGACAACCCAAAAGUGCCGAGGAGUUCUAUAACAUGAAACAUGCUAGGGCGCGAAAUGUGAUUGAGAGAUGUUUUGGCCUACUUAAAGGAAGAUGGAGUAUUCUUAGAAGUCCUUAAUUUUUCCCUAUAAGAACUCAUGGACGUAUCGUGAUGGCUUGUUGCUUAUUGCAUAAUCUAAUUAGAAAAUUCAUGCCUACGGAUGAUAUAAACGAAGAUGAAUUGAAUGAAUCCGAUGAUGAUUCCGAAAGUGAUUCCGAUGAUGAAAGGGAAUUUAUUACAAGUGUUGCUACUUCGGAUCAUUGGACCAAUUUUAGAAACAAAUUAGCCCAAGAUAUGUUUAAUGAUUGGAGGGCGAGAGGUAGACAUGGUCAACAGCAAAAAAUGUAUGAUUUUUUUUACCUUCGAUUAUAUUAUAGACAUGGUCAUCUGCCUUCUGUUCUUUUUAUUUCUAAUUUGCCUACUGUUAUUUCUAAUCUGCCUUAUGUUAUUUCUAAUUUGUUUAGGAUGGAGGCUAGCAAUCGAGGAAGAGGUAAAAAUAAAAGGUAUUGGACGUAUGAAGAAGAUGCGGUUCUAAUAAGAUAUUUGCAUGAGUUGAGUUGCGAUCCGAAGUGGAAGUGUGAUAAUGGGUUUAAGAAUGGUUACAUGAAUAAGUUGGAAGAGAUGAUCAAUGGUGUACUUCCUAAUUGUGGCUUGAGAGCAGUUCCCCACAUUGAGUCGAGGAUCAAGCAUUGGUCGGAGAAAUAUAGUGCAUUUGCAGAAAUGCUAUCCACCUCGGGAUUUGGAUGGGAUGAUGAGAAGAAAUUGUUGCAAGUAGACAAGGUCGUGUACGAUGAAUGGGUGAAGACUCAUAAGAAAGCUAAAGGGUUGUUUGGAGUUCCAUUCAUUCACUAUGAAACUCUUGCGGAGAUAUACGCAAAAGACAAAGCUACCGGAGAUGCAAGUGAGUCGUUUGUUGAUGCUAUAGAAGAAAUGGGUCAAGAGAUUGAUAAGCAACCAUUCAAUGUCGAGAGUGAUGAAGAAGAUGAUGUGAAUUCUACUCAUUCGGACACUUAUUCUUCUACAAGUCAAUCCGGAAAACGCCCCAUGAAGAUAGAGGAUGAUCAUAUAACUCCUUCAAAAAUGGCAAAGUGAAGGCUUCUACAAUUCAUUCUUCCGCAAGUGAUUCUACUACUCAAUCCGGAAAACCCUCUAUAAAGGCGAAGGAGACUAAGGUGAAAGGAAAGAACAAGGUAAAUUUGAAGAGUUUGUGUAGGAAUGAUGAUGAUGAUUUGGUGGCCUCCCUCCAUGAUUGUUCCAACAAUUUUGGGAAGAUAUUUGAAAAUAUCAAUGUUAAUCUCGGGACUAUGGCUAGUGCAUGGUCUAAAGCGGAAGAAAGGGAGCAAAGAAUGGAUGAAAAGGUGAACAAGGUAUUGGACGAGGUGAUGAAGUUAGAUGGCAUUUCUCCAUCCGAAGCUUUAGAGGUUGCUACUAUUCUCAUGGCGGAAGAACAUAAGCUUCGCAUCUUCUAUCAAGCACCAUUUAAUAUGAAAAAACAAUAUGCAAUUGAUCUUCUUAAGAAGAAGUAGCAACUUGAGCAAUGUCUUUGUUUUUUUGUUGAACAUAUGCAACUUGAGCAAUAUAGGUUAUUUUAUUAUUAGUCAAUGUUUGGAUAAUUAAUGAGUGUCAACUUUGCUAUAUAUAUAUAUAUAUAUGCAAUACAGGUUAUUUUAUUUUUUUUUAAUCUUUUUUUUACCAUAAAAAAAUGUAGCAUAGACAAUAUUAUAUUAUUCAUUCUUAUUUUUCAUUUUCGUUUGUUAUACCAAACAAGAGGAAAUGGAAUGGUGAUAAUUGUUUCCGUUUCCUUUGAUGUACCAAACAACUAGUAAGGGUAACACUUUUUGUUACC
Chenopodium quinoa (quinoa) is the source of this 2290-nucleotide messenger RNA. RefSeq lists its product as uncharacterized. The record is from RefSeq and is a predicted model, not a curated record. NCBI's taxonomy places the organism in Eukaryota, Viridiplantae, Streptophyta, Magnoliopsida, Caryophyllales, Amaranthaceae. The transcript has 3 exons. Bases 556 to 1536 code for a protein of 326 amino acids.